Molecule: messenger RNA, 2402 nt
Organism: Tripterygium wilfordii
Lineage: Eukaryota; Viridiplantae; Streptophyta; Magnoliopsida; Celastrales; Celastraceae
Product: putative cyclin-B3-1
Exons: 23
Coding region: 85-2034 (649 amino acids)
Biological process (GO): regulation of cyclin-dependent protein serine/threonine kinase activity; mitotic cell cycle phase transition
Cellular component (GO): cytoplasm; centrosome; nucleus
Molecular function (GO): cyclin-dependent protein serine/threonine kinase regulator activity
Source: RefSeq, a predicted model, not a curated record
GAAAGAGCGGUCUUCAGUUCACAAUCACAACCAGAGAUCUAACUAACCGUUUGUCUCUCCCAGCAGUCGAGAUCCAAGACAAAAAUGACUUCUUUGAAGGGAAAGUUGUACAUGGGUGCUAAUCAAGCUACUGAAGAUAGCAAGACAGCCCACACUGUCAGAGGAGGUAUCAGAAAACUUAAGGUAUUUUCAGAAAAUGAAAAGGGUAAAGCUGAUGCUAGCAGAAUGAGGAACUCUCUGUCUCUGAGGAAAGAACCUGAUCUGACAAAUGCAAAUGGCUUAAAGGGGAGUUCAACAAACAUGGGAAAGUGUAAAGGCAAGUGUGAUAGUGCUGCCAAUGCAAAGGCCACAAGAAAAGCAUUAGCUGAUGUGAGCAACCUAUCUGCCAAUUCAUCAAGGAUCGUAGUGUGCUCCAAACCAGUGGUUUCAGUAGGUCCAGGUUUAAAGGCAGAGACUAUCUCAUCAAGAAUUCCUUCAGCGGGAAAAGGGAAACAAAAUUCAAGUGGUGAUUUGUACCCUACUAAGCAAGGAAGCAAAGAUCCAAUGGAAUCUUCUGAUGAUAAGAGUACCAAGAGCAAGAAUCAGAGCCGUGAAUCUGUUGCCACUUAUGGAAGGAAUGUGGCAAAUAAGUCACUUAUACCUACUAGGAAGUCUUUUCCAGUCCUCAAGAGAGUGAAUCAGUCAAGUACAAGUAACACAAAGAUUAAAGCUGAAGGCUCAGAGAAAGGAAAACACAUUUCUGGAGUUCAGGUUAAGUCUAAAUUUAACAGGAAGGUAGCUCCACAAGUUAGCAAUGCUAGGAGCAAUCUUUGGAUGAAUCGAAAAAGUGAUGGCUUUAUAAUCAUGGGUACCAGGGCUCAAUCUAAUGUGGACUCUCAGGCAUCAUCAAGAAAAUCUGUCAGGCCAAUUGUGAAGACCUCAACACUCAAGGUUUCUGAUGCUCAGAGGAAACUGAAGUCCAAGUGUGCUCCAGGGAAGAUAAAAGUGUUGUCUGUUAACCUCUCAUCCCAAAAAGAGGAGGAAGUAAUUACAUCUUCUAUUCCAGCACCUGGGGUUCCGUAUGAUGUCAUUCAAGGAGGAGAGCCUUUAUCUGAUGGCAAAAAUGACCAAAGUACAAAGAAAGCAGAAAUUGUUGCGAAAAGGGGUCGCAGAAGAUCUUAUACAUCACUGUUAAUGGCUGGACCAAAGCUACUAGAGGAGUCUGGUGAGAUAAUGAAGCGGGAGCUACCAAGCAUCGAUGACAGUUGCAAUCAGCUGGAAGUUGUCCAAUAUAUUGAUGAGAUCUAUCAGUAUUAUUGGGUGACAGAGGCACAUAAUUCAUCUCUGGAAAAUUACAUGUCAAUUCAGACAGACAUCACACCUCCAAUGCGGGGGAUACUGGUCAACUGGCUUGUUGAAGUACACCUUAAAUUUGAUUUAAUGGCAGAAACACUAUACCUCAUGGUGACAAUAUUAGAUCAAUACCUUUCUCAAGUGAAAAUUAGGAAGAGUGAACUACAGUUGGUUGGCCUUGCUGCACUUUUGUUGGCGUCAAAAUAUGAGGACUUCUGGCACCCCAGGAUCAAAGAUUUGCUGAGCAUCUCAGUUGAGGCAUACACACGAGACCAGAUGCUUGGAAUGGAGAAGCUUAUUCUCAAGCAUUUAAAGUUUCGUCUGAACUCACCUACCCCGUAUGUGUUCAUGUUGAGGUUUCUUAAGGCAGCUCAGUCAGAUACAAAGCUUGAACAUUUGGCAUUCUACCUCAUUGAUCUAUGCUUAGUUGAAUAUGAAGCAUUGAAGUUCAAGCCUUCAUUGCUAUGUGCAUCGGCUAUCUAUGUCGCUCGGUGUACACUGCAAAUAAAUCCAGCUUGGACGCCACUACUCAUAAAGCAUGCACGCUAUGAAAUGUCCCAAAUCAGAACGUGUGCAGAAAUGAUACUAAAAUUCCAAAAAGCUGCUAGAACAGGGAAGUUGAAUGUCACAUAUGAAAAGUACCUAAGGCCUGAACUCAGUAAUGCUGCAACAAUCAAACCCUUAAAUAGGCUUCCUCUUUAGUUUGGCCUGUCCAGAGUUUAUCCCCAGGAAAAAAUAAAUGUAAUUGUAUGUUUGGUUUGUGGACGGUCGUUGAUAUAUGGCAUCAACAGGCAUUGUUUUGUACCGCUGUUAAUGCCCUGCCACUUACACUUCCGAGGUUAUUGGAUGUAAUAUAUCCUCAUCGAUGAGGAACUUAUGGCGUGUUACUGUUACUAACUGCUACUGCUGAUGUAUCUAGUUUGUUCCUUUUAGAGUUUACCAACAGAAGAGAAUUGGAAAAAGAAACAAGUGGUGUCUUUGUUCACAAGGGAUUUGAUUCUGUACCAACACUUGUGCAGUUUGUAGCUGUUGAAAUGGAUAUUAGCUGCUUAAGAGUGUUUGAAGAUUGA